AUGACUAACCGUAUCCUAUUUUUCACAAUUUUAUUCGUGUUCGCUAGUUUGAUUCUAGCCUCUAUUCCAUUAUUUACAUUCAAUGCUGGAGAAAAUGCAACAAUCGGAAUUGGAGAUUCAAAGGAGUUCAAACGAUCUGUUGGAAGCGCUGGAGGUAUUCAAGUUUAUCGAGUUUGUGAUGGAAAAAAUGCCAAGACUUGUGGAUAUUGGGAAGAUUUAAAGGUUAGUUGGGCUAACUUGUUGUGUUAGAAGUUAGGGUAACUGAAAAAUUCCUUAAAAGCUCUUAAAAUCUUUGCUGACCUACCCUAACCUUAAAUUUUUCAAUUUUCAGACCAAGAAAAAAGUGGCAAAUGCUCCAGUGACCAAAAAAGUUGGAAAAAAUUUGGUUCUUGAAAAAGUCACCGCAGAGGAUUCUGGAAGCUACUAUGAUGAUGGUGAUAUUUAUUUCCGCGUUCAAAUUUUUGAAUUGGCGCCGACCAAAUAA
Molecule: messenger RNA, 484 nt
Organism: Caenorhabditis angaria
Lineage: Eukaryota; Metazoa; Nematoda; Chromadorea; Rhabditida; Rhabditidae
Source: the annotation of a GenBank genome assembly